UCAGUUGCAGCAAAAUUUCUAUUCGGAUUCAAUCAAAAUGGGACUCGUUACUUACAAGACCGAGAUCACGUUCUCGAUCCCUCCAGCCAAGGUGGUCGAGGCCCUUGUCGAAGCCGGUAACCUCCUCCCCAAGGACCUCCUGCCAGUCAUCAAGAGCGCUGCAGUCCUCGAGGAGGAAACUUCCAGCGAAGGCAGUCAGUACAAGACAGUGGAGCAAAAGGUUGACGCCCCGGACAAGGAGAACUUCAUCUACAGCUGCUCGAUCGUCGAGGGCGACGAGCUGGCCAACACCUACGAGAACAUGAGCCACGAGGUGAAGAUCACCGCGUCGCCCGAGGGAGGCUCGGUGUGCAAGAACAUGAGCGUGUACUACACCGUCGGCGAAGUGGACAACAAGGAGGAGAAGAUCAAGGCCGGGAAGGAGAAGGCGUGCGCGAUGGUCAAGGCCAUCGAGGCUUAUCUCGUGGCAAACCCUCAUGACUAG
Syzygium oleosum is the source of this 484-nucleotide messenger RNA. RefSeq names its product major allergen Pru ar 1-like. The record is from RefSeq and is a predicted model, not a curated record. Gene Ontology annotation, biological process: defense response; abscisic acid-activated signaling pathway. Lineage: Eukaryota; Viridiplantae; Streptophyta; Magnoliopsida; Myrtales; Myrtaceae. Gene Ontology annotation, molecular function: protein phosphatase inhibitor activity; signaling receptor activity; abscisic acid binding. Gene Ontology annotation, cellular component: nucleus; cytoplasm. The transcript is spliced from 2 exons. The coding region runs from base 38 to 484 and encodes 148 amino acids.